GCAGGCGCCGACGAGCCCUGCCUGGAUGCUCAGUCAAGGCACUAAGGCAAAAAAAAAAUCAGCAAUUUAUAGAAAGAAGAAGCUAUAGUCUGUCGGGAUAUCCAACACCAACAGUAGGGCUUAUUGAGACCUCCAUUUCUGGAAAGCGUUGCAAGACUGAGGAAUAUCAGACUGCGAAUCACCGGGAACGGUUCCCUUGCAGCACAGAAGCAAUCUCUCUCCCCAUCUUCGCAUAUUCUGAUGGCAAAUCAAAUGGAAGAAAAGAGGAAGCAUGACUGCAGAUCGGAUCAGUUCUCUUUGUGGAUUACAUUUUCAGUAAAAUGUAUGGAUCUAUCUUUUCCUUGUUCUUAUAUCUAGAUCAUGAGACUUGACUGAGGCUGUAUCUUUAUCCUCCAUCCAUCUAUGGCGAACUAUAGCCAUGCAGCUGACAACAUUUUGCAAAAUCUCUCUCCUCUAACAGCUUUUCUGAAACUGACUUCCUUGGGUUUCAUAAUAGGAGUCAGCGUGGUGGGCAACCUUCUGAUCUCCAUUUUGCUAGUGAAAGAUAAGACCUUGCAUAGAGCACCUUACUACUUCCUGUUGGAUCUUUGCUGUUCAGAUAUCCUCAGAUCUGCAAUUUGUUUCCCAUUUGUAUUCAACUCUGUCAAAAAUGGCUCUACCUGGACUUAUGGGACUCUGACUUGCAAAGUGAUUGCCUUUCUGGGGGUUUUGUCCUGUUUCCACACUGCUUUCAUGCUCUUCUGUAUCAGUGUCACCAGAUACUUAGCUAUCGCCCAUCACCGCUUCUAUACAAAAAGGCUGACCUUUUGGACGUGUCUGGCUGUGAUCUGCAUGGUGUGGACUCUGUCUGUGGCCAUGGCGUUCCCCCCAGUUUUAGAUGUGGGCACUUACUCAUUCAUUAGGGAAGAAGAUCAAUGUACCUUCCAACACCGCUCCUUCAGGGCUAAUGAUUCCUUAGGAUUUAUGCUGCUCCUUGCCCUCAUCCUCCUAGCUACACAGCUUGUCUACCUCAAGCUGAUAUUUUUUGUCCACGAUCGAAGGAAAAUGAAGCCAGUCCAGUUUGUAGCAGCAGUCAGCCAGAACUGGACUUUUCAUGGCCCUGGAGCCAGUGGCCAGGCAGCUGCCAAUUGGCUAGCGGGAUUUGGAAGGGGUCCCACACCACCCACCUUGCUGGGCAUCAGGCAAAAUGCAAACACCACGAGCAGAAGAAGGCUAUUGGUUUUAGAUGAGUUCAAAAUGGAGAAAAGAAUCAGCAGAAUGUUCUAUAUAAUGACUUUUCUCUUCUUAACCUUGUGGGGUCCCUACCUGGUGGCCUGUUAUUGGAGAGUUUUUGCAAGAGGGCCUGUAGUGCCAGGGGGAUUUCUAACAGCCGCUGUCUGGAUGAGUUUUGCCCAAGCAGGAAUCAAUCCUUUUGUCUGCAUUUUCUCCAACAGGGAGCUGAGGCGCUGUUUCAGCACAACCCUUCUUUACUGCAGAAAAUCCAGGUUACCAAGGGAACCUUACUGUGUUAUAUGAAGGAGCAUCUGUAAAUCUUUAGCCUUGUGAAACACUAACCUUCUCUGCUAAGCAAUUGUGGCCUGUAGCCAUUUCUUGAGAAGAAAAUCAAGAAUGGGAUCAGCAGUUAUAAGGAUUUGGGCAACAUUCUGCAGUCUUUGCAAUAGUUCACCUAUAAUCCUAUUUUAAAUCUCAGAGUGAUCCUGCUGACUGCCGGCGAAGGUUUGUAAUUAAGAAAGGACUGAACCACUGCCCUAAGUUUCUUUAUGUGGUUGAAAACUAGAUAAUGAAAGUAGCAGGUGCUAAGUAUCAGUGCUAAAUGCUGUGUAUAUCACUAUUUAUGAAAAAACAUUAAAAAAAAUUAGCUUUGGACAUCUUAAUAAAUUAAGUUGACAUGAGGUAAAUAUGUUGAUAAAAACUAAUUUUAGAAGUUUGAAGACUUUAAAACAUUUCAUACUAUUAUUGUUUUGCAAGGACUAAAAUAUUUGGGGACUUAAAGUACUGUAAUUCACUAAAGACACGCCAUGAAUUAUUGGAUUAUCACACUUUUAAAAAAUCGCCUUGUAAGUUUUGGGGAGCAUUCCAAAGCAGUAUAUUGGUUCCAAUUACAGUUUACUUUUUUUGUAUUAAUACAUUGCUAUUUCUAAAUACCACUUUCCUUACCUACUAGUGAAAUUGCUAGCAUCAAACUGUAUUAUGUGGUUUUUGUUGAUUUGGUAUAAAAUUUUUCCAAUUCAUCUAUAUUUUACAAAUACUAGGUAUUGGUCUGGGAGGCAACAUUAAUGGUACCAACCGGUCACAACUGAGCAGUUCUAAUAAUGCAGAAUAAACACAUGUUGCCUUAAAGGGUUAUCUAGUAUCUUUCAUCUUAUUUAGCAUUGGAGCAAACUGGAGUCAUGGGAAACUGAAUCAGUAACUGGUCAUGGUCAUGCAUCUGGAAGUGCAUGGGCGAUCAUUUAAUACUCUUUUUCCUUUUUCCUCACAUGGUUUGAAAAUUAAGGGUCACAUCACUGGGAUAAUGAGAUUUUCUUCUGAGGUGUGCUACUCAUCACAGUGUGUUCUAAGAAGCAGGCAGUUGAUGUGUGUUUAUAUUUUAAGUCAGCUGUCAAGAGGAGACCACAGCCUUAGUAUGACAUCCUGCACAAUUUGUGAAGCAUUUAUUCUACCGAAGGCACAGUCUUGUUUAUACUUUCUGCACAUUCAGUGUAUUGGUCAUUUAAAUUAUUUCAGUUUUAACUUGUGAAAGCUUAUAAUAUGAUUUCUGGUAUUUUAGAAAUACAUUAGAGUCUGUGCGUCUCAUUCUUUAAGAUACAGAUGUGUGAAUUUCAAUAUAAAGUUGCAUUUGCCAAAA
Hippopotamus amphibius kiboko is the source of this 2845-nucleotide messenger RNA. It is a transcript of the gene GPR85, whose product is annotated as G protein-coupled receptor 85. The record is from RefSeq and is a predicted model, not a curated record. Gene Ontology annotation, molecular function: G protein-coupled receptor activity. Gene Ontology annotation, cellular component: plasma membrane. Gene Ontology annotation, biological process: G protein-coupled receptor signaling pathway. Lineage: Eukaryota; Metazoa; Chordata; Mammalia; Artiodactyla; Hippopotamidae. The transcript has 3 exons. The coding region runs from base 403 to 1515 and encodes 370 amino acids.